CGUCCACUUGGAGGGGCGUAGGGUUUCCUUGAGGACCUUGUUGGGGUUUGGAACAGUCAAGAGUCUCAAAUCGGCACAAGAAACAUCCAGCCAUGUCGGACGCGGUGAUUAGUUUUAUGAAGGAUUUUUUGGCAGGUGGUAUUGCCGCUGCCAUCUCCAAAACAGCCGUCGCUCCCAUUGAGAGAGUCAAGUUGUUGCUGCAGGUCCAGCAUGCCAGCAAACAGAUCACCGCAGAUAUGCAGUACAAGGGAAUCAUUGACUGUGUGGUCAGGAUCCCAAAGGAGCAGGGCUUCCUUUCCUUCUGGAGAGGCAACCUAGCCAACGUCAUCCGUUACUUCCCCACCCAAGCCCUUAACUUUGCCUUCAAAGACAAGUACAAGAAGAUCUUCCUCGGUGGCGUGGAUCAAAAAACACAGUUCUGGCGCUACUUCGCUGGUAACCUGGCAUCUGGCGGUGCCGCAGGUGCGACAUCACUCUGCUUCGUCUAUCCUCUCGACUUCGCCAGAACAAGGUUGGCUGCCGACAUCGGUAAAGGCGCUGCUGAGAGAGAGUUCACCGGUCUUGGAAACUGUAUCACCAAGAUCUUCAAAACCGAUGGCAUCAAGGGUCUUUACCUCGGAUUCAACGUGUCAGUGCAGGGUAUUAUCAUCUACAGAGCGGCCUACUUCGGAUGCUUCGACACAGCUAAAGGAAUGCUGCCAGAUCCCAAGAACACGCACAUCGUCGUCAGCUGGAUGAUCGCCCAGACUGUGACCGCUGCUGCUGGUCUCAUUUCAUACCCCUUCGACACAGUCAGACGUCGUAUGAUGAUGCAGUCUGGACGCAAAGGAGCUGACAUCAUGUACAAGGGCACAAUCGACUGCUGGAGGAAGAUCCUCAAGGACGAGGGAUCAAAAGCCUUCUUCAAAGGUGCUUGGUCCAACGUGAUCAGAGGCAUGGGUGGUGCCUUUGUGUUGGUGCUGUACGACGAGAUCAAGAAGUUCACUGUCUAAUCUCCCAGUCCCCAAGGAAACCCUUCCCUUUAUUAAGUCUUAUUUCUUGUAAUACGGUGAUAACAGCUUGGUGAAUUACAAUGUGGACAUGUACUACUCCUCUGCGACAGCCCGGGGGAAGGUGGGUAGGCGUAUUUGGCCUGGGUACACUCGACCUAGGUUAACGUGCCUCCUCAGAAAGGUGUAUAUAUCCCAUCCACAACGUGCCAAAAGGCAAUCUUUCAGUAUGCCAAAGUCAAGCCAGUGGAGAUGUUGUGAUGCCGCAGACGUCACUACAGGCCAUAGGCUCCUCAUGUUAGUUUGUGAAGCAGUUCCUGAGGCCCAUGUGUUAUGUUGUGACCACUCUGACCCUUGUAUCCCACCUCAUACAUUAUUUUAUUAAGAAUAAAGAUAUAUUAGUCUAA
Molecule: messenger RNA, 1396 nt
Organism: Amphiprion ocellaris (clown anemonefish)
Lineage: Eukaryota; Metazoa; Chordata; Actinopteri; Pomacentridae
Gene: slc25a4
Product: solute carrier family 25 member 4
Exons: 4
Coding region: 93-992 (299 amino acids)
Biological process (GO): mitochondrial ADP transmembrane transport; mitochondrial ATP transmembrane transport
Cellular component (GO): mitochondrial inner membrane
Molecular function (GO): ATP:ADP antiporter activity
Source: RefSeq, a predicted model, not a curated record